Molecule: messenger RNA, 2569 nt
Organism: Lates calcarifer (barramundi perch)
Lineage: Eukaryota; Metazoa; Chordata; Actinopteri; Centropomidae
Product: neuroepithelial cell-transforming gene 1 protein
Exons: 12
Coding region: 166-1899 (577 amino acids)
Biological process (GO): positive regulation of Rho protein signal transduction; intracellular signal transduction
Molecular function (GO): guanyl-nucleotide exchange factor activity
Source: RefSeq, a predicted model, not a curated record
CGCCAUAUUCAAACUUCCGCCGUGGUGUGUGUUCUGUUGUCAUCGAUCUUCUGCUGUCUUUGUACACAUCGAGGCCAGUUUUUACGCGGCUGAACGUCGCGUUUUGCUCGUUUUGCCACCAUUACGCCUCGGUAUACGUGAUUUCAAAACAAAGCCUCUCGCAAAAUGGAAGAAAAUGAGGAAGUUUGCGGAAGAACGGUGGAAACUAAGAAGCAGAAACUUCGCAGGAUGUCAUCGAGAACGUCCACCACCAGUGUCAUCAACGCUGCAGAGCCCUCUCCACAAACACUCCGGAGAAACAACUCCAAAAAGCCUCCACUGCAGAGAGGCAGCUCCUUCACCUUUCUUACACCAGGGACUCCGUGGGACUUCAGUCUAAAGAGAAAGCGCAAAGAGAAGGACGACGACACAGUCAGUCUGUCGAGCUUCGACCUCAAGGAGCCCAGUAAUAAGCGUGUACGACCAUUGGCUAAAGUUUCCUCCCUCGUCAACCUGAUAUCUCCUUCAAAGAAUGGGGCAGUGCGGCGCUUUGGCCAGACUAUCCAGUCGAUGUCGUUACGUGGUGAUACCAAGUCACCAGGGACGUCCCUCAAAGCCAGCAGCAGGGCAUCAGGUCCCACUCCCACUAAACGCAGAAACAGUACGCUGUGGUCGGAGACGCUGGACGUCCAUCAGAAGAGCACGUUCUCCACCAAGGAGAUCAAAAGACAAGAGGCGAUUUAUGAGCUUUUCAGGGGAGAGCAGGAUCUCAUCGAAGAUCUCCAACUUGCACGAAAGGCGUACCAUGAUCCAAUGCUAAAGCUCUCCAUCAUGACAGAGGAGGAACUUGCUCACAUAUUUGGGGACCUGGAUGCAUACAUCCCCUUACAUGAGGACUUAAUGGUGAAACUGACCGAGGGAACUGGCCCCGAUGGAACAGUAGCUCAGAUUGGACAGAUAGUAAUAAACUGGCUGCCUGGGCUGAAUGCUUACAAAAACUACUGCAGCAACCAGCUUGCAGCCAAAGCCCUGCUAGACCAGAAAAAGCAGGACAAGCGGGUCCAGGACUUCCUGCAGCGCUGUCUGGAAUCGCCCUUCAGCAGGAAGCUUGACCUCUGGAGCUUCCUGGACAUCCCACGUUCACGCCUGGUGAAAUACCCGCUGCUGCUGCGAGAGAUCCUCAGACACACUCCUCCAGAUCACCCAGAUGUAGGCAGCCUGGAAAGAGCUAUCACAAUAAUCCAGGAAAUUCUGUCUGAUAUCAACGUGAGGAAAGGGGAGUCUGAAUGUCAGUAUUAUAUAGACAAACUGGAGUAUCUGGAUGAUAAGCAGCGGGACCCUCUCAUAGACAACUGUAAGACCCUACUUUGUCACGGUGAGCUGCGGAACAAGAGUGGCUCGAGGCUGCACGUGUUCCUCUUCUCUGAGCUGCUGGUUUUGACCCGACCAGUGACGCGUAAUGACAGGAGCUGCUUCCAGGUGUAUCGACAACCUAUCCCAGUUCGGGACUUGGCUUUAGAGGACCUGCAGGACGGGGAGAUCCGUAUGGGGGGGUCGUUCAGAGGGGCUUUCACCAAUGCAGAGAAAGUGAAGAACGUUUUCCGUGUGAGCUCUCUGGAUCCAUCCCAUGGCCAGUCCCACACCCUGCAUGUCAAUGAUGUCUACCACAAACAGCAGUGGCUCAACUGUCUGCGCACUGCGAUGGUCCAACAACAGGAGGCUCCACCUAGAGUUCAGCAGGGAGAAUCUGUCAGAGGCAAACGGCGCUCCUCCACCCUCUCAACCCCCAUCUGUGAUGAAGAGACAGAUGAGAACUGUGCACCUGUCUCUGGCCCUAAACUCAGGCCUCAGACACUCUCCAAAACCAGACUGGACCAGAAGUUACAAGGCUCAGUAAAGAGGAAGGAGACAGGAGUGUAGACAUUUAACCCAACCUGUUGGUUUACAAAGGGAUUUCUCUCAGACAGGUCACGUGUACUCAACAUGUGACCUGUUUGUCACAUGUCAGUGAAUUUUAAUGCAACCACUGUUUUGUGCUUUUGCUUUGUCCCUGUAGCUGCACUGAAAAAGCCUUUCCAAUCAUUUCCGUCCAAGUGUAUAUCAAAUUUUAGUCCUUAAAACGUGUAAUUAGUUUACAAAAAAAAGGUGAUACAUGCCAGUGUGACUGAAAUGUAUGUUUACACCAGCUUAAUGUGUGUGGAAUUAGGGUUUUCUGUGUCUACCUAAGCUAAAACAACUUCCUACCACUUGUAGCUCUUUUGUUUCAUUUCAGUGUCGACACAUUUAAACUUUAUACAUUUUUUGCUGUAAUCAAAAUGUCAGUAUCUGUAGCGUAAGCAGCGUAUGUGUUUUCUUCUGUUCUAAGUGUUAUCUGUGCAGAGAUAAAGGACCAAGAUGCAGAAGAAUUGUGAUGGACUCAACUGUCGGAGCAGCUGAGUGAGAUAAGGCUUAAAAUGUCUGAGAUUAGAUACGAGAUAAUGAGCAGAACACUGACCAUAGAUACAACAUUUCUUGGAAAAAAAAUCUAAUGAAUCUAGAUGUACUCAACAGAAAAUUGUUAAUCAGUGCAAAAAUAAAACAUUUGUUUGUA